Molecule: messenger RNA, 2211 nt
Organism: Penicillium cataractarum
Lineage: Eukaryota; Fungi; Ascomycota; Eurotiomycetes; Eurotiales; Aspergillaceae
Product: OPT family oligopeptide transporter
Exons: 9
Coding region: 1-2211 (736 amino acids)
Biological process (GO): transmembrane transport
Molecular function (GO): oligopeptide transmembrane transporter activity
Source: RefSeq, a predicted model, not a curated record
AUGACUCAAGAUUUCUCUGAGCAGCCCACUCUUGACGGUGUUGGAGAUGACCACACUCGUGAUAUGCCUGCUUCUACCAAGGAAGAAGUUAAGAUCGAUGGUAAAGAGAUUGUUGCCGAGGAGAGCGAGAUCAGCAUCGCCGAUGCUGUGAUCAAAACUGGCGCCGAUGCCGCGCAGCACUUGCUGCCUUUGCGGGAUGACUUCGAUCCCGUGAUUUCCCUUCGCAGUAUUGUCCUUGCAUCUGCGGUGUCUGGAUUUCAGGCAGUGAUGAACCAGAUCUACAGUUUCAAGCCGACUUCCGUCGAUAUCUCAGGCACAUUUAUCGUCCUCAUCUCGUACUUUUUGGGUAACGCGUGGGCCAAGUUCCUUCCCCGUGGUGACAAAUUUGAAACUCGCUGGCGGGAGAAGCAUGGCCCGGCUAAGCUUCCGUGGUGGAUCUCAGCUCUCAAGGUCAUGAACAAUGGCCCGUGGAGUCUGAAGGAACACUCUAUUUGUGCUAUCACGGCUACUUCAGCAUCCAACGCUGCGGUGACGUCUAGCGUCUUUGCAGCCCAGAAUCUCUUCUACGACAUGCCUCUGAGCGCCUUGACGUACUAUCUCAAUUGGACUUUUUGGUUAUGGGAUCUGCGGGAUUAUGCGGCCUAUCGCUGUCUGGCACGUGGAAUCUGUGUAUUGGAGUACUUGCCAACAGUCAAGACUCUUCAAGGUCUCCAUUGGCAAGAAGUGAAGUAUUCCAAGCCGCUUCGAUUCUUCUGGUAUGCCUUCUCCAGCAUGACUAUCUAUGAGUUUCUGCCAGCCUAUAUCUUUCCAUGGCUGAAUUCGGUCUCUAUCCCGAGUUGGUCGUGCCUUGCUGCCCAGAAAGCGACAGGUAGCAAGGCAGCUGUGCUCACAAACCACUUCGGUGGUGCCACAAACAACGAAGGCCUCGGGCUCUUCUCGCUAUGCUUGGACUUGCAAUUUAUAACAAGUAGUCAGACUUCCAUGCCUCUCAAAUUCCAAUUACACCAAGCUGUGGGGGUCUUCACCUGUUUUAUCAUCAUGCUCGCCAUUUACUAUGGAAAUGGCUGGGGUGCGAAGUCGCAGCCCUUCAUGUCUACUGUUUUCCACACAGCUGAAGGGAAAAGAUAUCCCACAAGCAAACUAUUUCCAGGAGAUUGGUGCUCUAAUUUCUGGGGCAAGGAAGUCAGGCAAGCUUACAAAAGCGCAAAGGAAGGUCGAUAUGACGACCGGCAUCAUCAGCAUAUGGCAGCACACUAUAAAGAAACCUCAUGGUGGUGGUAUGUCUUGGUGCUCAUCGGCAGCUUCGUCCUCGGUCUUGUCGUAGUUCUCAGGGAGAAUGUCACUCUUCCGGCGUGGGCAUAUGUGGUGGCUCUGCUAGUAGGAAGUAUCAUUUCACCUUUUAGCACCGUUCUUUUCGCCCGCUAUGGCAAUGGCAUUGCUACCAACAAUAUUUCCAAAAUGAUUGCCGGUCUCACCGUCCCGGGACGUCCAGUUGGGAACAUGUACUUUGCUGCGUGGUCCCACAAUGUGAUCCAAAAUGCGGUUAAUCUAUCUAACGAUCUGAAACUAUGGGAAUAUCUCAAGAUUCCCCCUCGGGCCUUGUUUCUGACUCAAAUCUAUGGCACGAUUCUCAGCGGCUUCAUCAACUAUGCGAUCAUGAUCUCAAUCAUUGCUGGCAAUCGGGCUCUCCUUGCUGAGGGAAACGGCAAUUCCUCCUGGAGUGGUGCAACUUUGCAGGCAUACAACACCAACGCAGCGUCGUGGGCACUGGCACCUUAUCUUUACAAAAUCGGCUCAAAGUAUGAGAUUGUGCCUCUGGGUUUGCUGGUCGGUGCAGGCGUCGUCUCUCCACAUCGCCUUUUCUACUACUUCAUCCCGAAGAUCAGCCGUCUCGAUAUCUCCGAGAUCAACAUGCCACAGUUUCUUCAAUAUGCGGGCUACAUUCCAUACAACCAGAGCCAGACCUGCGUCCUCUUCAGCCAGAUCCUCGGCGGAUUUUACGUCCAGUGGUACCUCCGGAACUAUCGCCCGCGCAUCUUCAAGGACUACUCGUAUCUUAUCACUGGGGCGUUUGACGGUGCUAGUCUGACGGUUCUGUUCAUACUUUCCUUUGCGGUAUUUGGGGCUGGUGGGCCGUCUCAUCCGUUCCCUGCCUGGUGGGGAAAUAACAUCAAGGGGAACUAUGACUGGUGCUCUGUGGCCGAUGAGUGA